AUGCACAAUCACGACUGUGCUAAUGACUACGACCACAUUAGUGGUAUAACGUAUGACAUAUCUUCACACAAGGGCAGCAACAGCACCCGCAGCAUUCUUAGCCGCCUCUUUGGCCAAGAACGCAACAACCGCCAUCCGUACGGUGUGGAUGCCGUUUUCCUGCCCACUUCCACGCUUUAUGAUGGCAGGCUGUCACCCGACAUAUCGCAGUAUUAUAACACCACCUCUGAAUCGGAAGAGGUAGCCCCGACUGGGGCCCCCUACGCCUUCUACCAUAGAGCCCUCAAGUGGGGUGACCAAGCCCACAUCACGUCAUGUGCCCGCUUCACAUGCGCCUAGCCUUCAGGUUUUUCAGGCACAGAGACAGACCAGUCGGUUCAGCUACUUUUUAAUUUAUAGUUUUUGUGCGAUAUUCGCUCUCAAAGUCGCCACACCCGAUAUACCACUCGAACGUGAUCGGUGGGGGUUGAACCGACGACUUCAGAAUCGUGAAUUUUCACGAGGUCUCGAU
Volvox carteri f. nagariensis is the source of this 511-nucleotide messenger RNA. RefSeq lists its product as uncharacterized. NCBI's taxonomy places the organism in Eukaryota, Viridiplantae, Chlorophyta, Chlorophyceae, Chlamydomonadales, Volvocaceae. The record is from RefSeq and is a predicted model, not a curated record. The coding region runs from base 1 to 339 and encodes 112 amino acids. The transcript is spliced from 3 exons.